Molecule: messenger RNA, 1593 nt
Organism: Astyanax mexicanus (Mexican tetra)
Lineage: Eukaryota; Metazoa; Chordata; Actinopteri; Characiformes; Acestrorhamphidae
Gene: hibadha
Product: 3-hydroxyisobutyrate dehydrogenase a
Exons: 8
Coding region: 67-1059 (330 amino acids)
Biological process (GO): L-valine catabolic process
Cellular component (GO): mitochondrion
Molecular function (GO): 3-hydroxyisobutyrate dehydrogenase activity; NAD binding; NADP binding
Source: RefSeq, a predicted model, not a curated record
CCCCCUGACUUCCUGAGCCCCGGGCGGGCAGCAGCAGCGCGCUGAGGUCGAGGGGAGGAGAGAAGCAUGGCCGCCUUCCUCAGGAGCUGGCGGAGCGUCCUGCAGCGCAGCCGCGGCACAGGCGGCCAGCCCGGCCCGGUAUCCCGCAGAUGGAUGGCCUCUAAGACACCGGUGGGUUUCGUUGGUCUGGGGAACAUGGGAACGCCCAUGGCCAGAAACUUACUGAAGAACGGAUAUCCCAUAAUCGCCACCGACGCUUUCCCCGAGUCCCGUAAAGAACUACUGGACUCAGGAGCUCAGAUUCUGGAUUCUCCAGCUGAUGUAGCAGAAAAAGCCGACCGCAUCAUCACCAUGCUUCCAUCUAGUCCUAACGUCAUCGAGGUCUACACCGGACCCAACGGCAUCCUCAAGAAGGUGAAGAAGGGAACGCUGCUGAUCGACUCCAGCACUAUAGAUCCUGCUGUAUCGAGGGAAAUGGCGGCGGCAGCAGAGAAGAUGGGCGCUGUGUUCAUGGACGCUCCGGUUUCAGGAGGUGUUGGCGCUGCCAGUCUGGCUAAACUCACCUUCAUGGUGGGUGGAGUGGAGGAGGAGUUUAACGCUGCUCAGGAGCUGCUCACCUGUAUGGGAGCUAAUGUUCUGUACUGCGGCCAAGUAGGAGCUGGCCAGGCUGCAAAGAUCUGCAACAACAUGCUGCUUGCUAUUGGAAUGAUCGGCACGGCGGAAACCAUGAACCUCGGAAUCAGGCUGGGUCUGGACCCCAAGCUGCUGACUGAGAUUCUGAACAUGAGCUCGGGUCGGUGCUGGUCCAGCGCCUCCUAUAACCCCGUCCCCGGAGUGAUGGAAGGAGUACCGUCUGCCAACAACUACCAGGGAGGCUUUAGCACCACGCUAAUGGCUAAGGACCUUGGUUUCGCCCAGAACUCUGCAACCAGCACUCGGACUCCGGCUCCUCUCGGAUCCCUGGCUCACCAGAUCUUCCGCACCAUGUGUGCUCGCGGCUACGCUAACAAAGACUUUUCCUCCGUGUUCCAGUUCCUGCGUGAGGAGGAGGAGCAGUAGAUCCGGGCCCUCUGAUUGGUGGAUGGGCCUCGUGGUGGGAAAGGGAGUAGUCGUCGUUGUGGUUGACCAGUUUAGUGUUGAUACGCGUUUCUACGUCCAAAAGGGAAAGUUUGGUUAAAGGUGUUUCUGUGCAUUGUGUAGUAGCCUUACGAUGAUGAUGAUGAUGAUGAUUAUGAUGAAGAUUAUGAAGAUUUAAAGGCUCUCCCCCACCUCUGAUCCUCUGCAUUUAGACCUGAUCCUGAACCUGUGAGUUAAACCGAUAAACCAGUGAUGACGAUGAUGAUGUCGGCCAUUCUGAUUGGCCAGUUUUGUCCUUUACUCACCUGUAUAAGUUUACAAUCUGUUCAUUCUCAUUGGAGGAAGCCACCAAACUCCGCCCCCAUUGGACAGAUCCUCUGAGCCAUAAGUAGUGACUCCUUUUUAUCUGUGAAAUAUACCUCAGGCUGAUUCAGCAGAAAUCUGCAUGUGUUACAUUUACAGGAUUAUGCAUGUUAAACACAUCUCUGCUGUGUUUAAUACAACAGAAUAAUGCAA